This is a messenger RNA of Strongylus vulgaris, 339 nucleotides long. The record is from the annotation of a GenBank genome assembly. NCBI's taxonomy places the organism in Eukaryota, Metazoa, Nematoda, Chromadorea, Rhabditida, Strongylidae.
AUGAUAGGAAGAGCCGACAUCGAAGGAUCAAAAAGCAACGUCGCUAUGGACGUUUGGCUUCCACAAGCCAAUUAUCCCUGUGGUAACUUCUCUGACACCUCUUACCAGAAACUAUCUGGAGUAAAAGGAUCGAUAGGCCACGCUUUCGCGGUCUGUACUCGUACUGAAAGUCAAGAUCAAGCGAGCUUUUGCCCUUUUGCUCUACGAGAGGUUUCCGUCCUCUCUGAGCUAGCCUUAGGACACCUGCGUUACGAUUUGACAGAUGUACCGGCCCAGUCAAACUCCCCGCCUGACACUGUCUUCGGCGAGAGUCGCAAUGCCACCAGGUACCUUUGCUAA